AUAGUCAAGACGCCAUUCGCAUUGCAGCACCCAUUCGCUUCACUACCUUGUUCCCUCACCUCCCAUGCCGGAAAGGCGGGUCCGAAGUUCCAAGACAAGCGUCAGCGGGGUAGCCGGUCGCUCGUGCGGGGGGAUGUGAGUGGCAUGGCCACGCAACCCGCGUGAAAGAGACGGGAGAUCUCUCAGAUGGCUACUUAUUCAUUACAUGCCUCUCCGUCUAGUAUGCGAGUCAUUCUUGCGCGAGACACGUUGGAAGAUACGCCUAAGCAACCCAGACACAGCUAGGAUUGUUUCCACCUAACUGUUGACCGCAGCUCAUCAUGGCCGCUCCAGCUCUCCCCCAGUCUCUCCAGGAUUCGAUCGCGGCCACCAAGGUCGACUACCGCCAGCUCGGUAACAGCGGCCUUAGGAUCUCGGUCCCCAUCUUCGGCUGCAUGAGCUUCGGCGACACCAAGGCGCUAUCGUGGGCCCUCAACGAAGAACAGGUGAGAUACUACCCCACGAGAGCAGGGCCCAAGGUUUCCCCCUUUGGCCCAGGGCGUCGCCGAGAGCUCACUAGCGAUUACUCUUCGCCAUAUAGGCCCUGCCCCUGCUCAAGUACGCCUACGACAGGGGCCUGAACACCUGGGACACGGCCAACGUCUACUCGCAGGGCGCGAGCGAGGUCAUCGUCGGCAAGGCGCUCAAGAAGUACAACAUCCCGCGCGAGAAGGUCGUCAUCAUGACCAAGUGUUUCUGGGCCGUCGGCGAGACGCCCGACGUCCGCCACUUCAUCUACCGCGACGCCCUCGCCGGCGCCAAGGACUACGUCAACCAAUACGGCCUCUCGCGCCUGGCCAUCUUCAACGCCGUCGAGGCCUCGCUCAAGCGCCUCGAUACCGACUACAUCGACCUGUUCCAGAUCCACCGCUUCGACUACAACACGCCCCCCGAGGAGACCAUGAGGGCUCUGCACGACCUUGUCCAGUCCGGCAAGGUCAGGUAUAUCGGCGCCAGUAGCAUGUGGGCCGUCAACUUCGCGCGGCUGCAGUUCGUGGCGGAGAAGAACGGGUGGACCAAGUUUGUGUCGAUGCAGAACCACUACAAUCUGCUGUACCGGGAGGAGGAGCGGGAGAUGAACCGGUUCUGCGGGGACACAGGGGUCGGGCUGAUCCCGUGGGCGCCGCUGUGCCGAGGGCACCUGGCGCGGCCGCCGACGGCGUUCGGGACGACGGAGCGCAGCCGGCUCGAGCGCGACGCGCAGCCCGGGUCGCACGGCACCGUCGAGCCGGACCUGACCAUCAUCCGGCGCGUGCAGGAGCUCGCGGCGAAGCACGGCUGGCCCAUGAGCCACGUCGCGCUCGCCUGGAUCAACCGCCGCGUGGCGAGCCCCAUCAUCGGCUUCUCGAGCGUCGCCCGCAUCGACGAGGCCGUCGCCGCCCGCGGCAAGACCCUCACCGAGGAGGAGGAAAAGUUCCUCGAGGAGCUCUACCUGCCGAAGCAGAUCUCCGGCCACUUCUGAUCCCGGGCCCCGUCCGGGACGAGAGCGGCGGACGGUAUGGCGUGCCCGGCUGCGUGCUGCAUUAGGAAGGGAGGGUUUGUUGCUCGCAGACAGGGGCGGUCGUAUAAGUACGGGUACAAUAAGCAUUUCGUCGCGGUACUAGACUGCUGCUUCUUAGUAAAAAGAAACGCGUCGUGCGUUUGUCCUAGGCCAAGUUUAAACGCUGCUUACAGUUGUAGAGGGCGUAGCGAAUGUGAUGCCUGUGCAGAGAAUUCCUCAAAUCCUCGUGGUCGCCUCAGCCCGUGGUCUCUCUCGCACGAUGUGCUGCUGCAGAUCACGCCUCGCGCGUAGUUCAAGCAAUAGCAAUAAGACGCAAAAGCGACAGGGGCACGAAAAGGAGUAGGCAUUGCCCAUCGCCACACAGAGUGUCCGUAUGCGGUAGCCAUAGGUACAUGGCAAGUCGACGACUAGCAAAAAA
Durotheca rogersii is the source of this 1958-nucleotide messenger RNA. RefSeq names its product NADP-dependent oxidoreductase domain-containing protein. The record is from RefSeq and is a predicted model, not a curated record. The transcript is spliced from 2 exons. Bases 722 to 1501 code for a protein of 259 amino acids. Lineage: Eukaryota; Fungi; Ascomycota; Sordariomycetes; Xylariales; Xylariaceae.